This is a messenger RNA of Perca fluviatilis (European perch), 2705 nucleotides long. RefSeq names its product flocculation protein FLO11-like. The record is from RefSeq and is a predicted model, not a curated record. Lineage: Eukaryota; Metazoa; Chordata; Actinopteri; Perciformes; Percidae. Bases 1190 to 2500 code for a protein of 436 amino acids. The transcript is spliced from 2 exons.
CGGUAAACCUUGCUAAAUCCGGGACAGUUCACAGUCUGUCCCUUGAUAAGUUCACAGAAAUAUCUGUCUGGUAGUUCAAUUUCAGCUACCUAACGAUCUAGUAGUACUGAAAGGUUAUAAAUACCCAGUACAUAUUUCUUAACUGCAGCUUAGAAAGAGACACACCCAAGAUGGUUACGAUUCGUCCCAGAUACCGAUUUCUGCUGUCCGUCGACUUUAGAGGAGUCCAAUAUGUGGGUAAAAAUGAUGAUGAACGAUCCAAUGACAUUUUGAAAUGGGAAAAUUAUAUACCUGGACAUUGUGUCCACUGUGGGAUCCAGUGCUAUGAAAUAGUCUGGCAAGGCCUUAGAGCAACCAGGCCCACAGCAAGGAAACCGGUAGUGGCCAAAACAGGGAUUGAAUGCAGUGGUAAUGCUAUGUUUACUUUCUGCAGCCAAUGUGUUGAUAUUGUGGCUGCCAGGAACUGGAAUCACUUAUCAAGCUAUCAAAAUAAAAGGUUUUUGUCUGUGUUUACGGACUCUAUGGUGUCUUUACCUACCAACAUAAAAAGGGCUGCAGAGGUGACAGUAACUACUGUUGCGAGCUCAGUUGGCUCUGUUAUGGGAUGGGUGGGUAAUGCAUUAUGGGGAUGUUUAUAUGCUCUUGUGGCUUUGCUGUCUUGUAUGGCUGUUGGGUUUGCGAGCUGGAAACUAACAUGGCUAUUGAUUCAGCGAAAAUGCAAGAGCAGAAAAUAUAAGGCUCUUGAUCAAGCCGUUUAAAGAUAAGAUACAGAGGAGGGCACCUGACCUUGAAGAAUAGAAACUCUGAUGGGCCAGGGCCUUACCACCGGAAGAGGAGGUGGAGCUGAUAACCACACAUAGGACAAUAGCUUACACACAUCAAGCAAUCAUCUUUACUUGCUCCCCAAAUUGUGAGGAGACUAGAGCGUGUAACUGCACCUUGACAAAUGUAUUACUCAAAAGCAAUGGAGAACGAAGCAAACCAGAUCAACUCUUUUGCAGAGUUGGAUGAAAGUUUGAACAUGCUUAAUGGGUUUACUCUGGAUGAAGGAGAAGGGUGGAUAGUGUUCAAUACCCGGACUGGAGAAGUAGCCUCAGCAAAAGAUAUGACAAUUACCAGCCACGGGAUGUUUACCUGUCAAAUGUUCCUCCAGCCAAGGGUGGAGGGCUAGAGGCGAGUGACGGUGGAGAUGGAUGCUCGGGUGAAUCAUUCCUCCAAACUCUUAAUAGUCUUGGCAUCGGGGAUGGAGAGGAUGGAGAGUACCAGCUCCUCAGCCUUGGCAGGAUCAGCUUCGGCAUCGAGGUGCCCUUCUCCGAUCCUACCAGUGAGGACUUCCCCUCACACAUCCGAGAGAGAUCCAUCCCCAUUGCUGACUUCGGAGAGGCCCUCUCCGAUCCUGCUGGUGAGGACUCCCUCUCACACACCCGAGAGGAGUCCAUCCCCCCCACUGACCUCGGAGAGAUCUUCUCCUCAGCCAUUGACGAUAUACACUCCCAAUCCAUUGAUACCCUGGUUACCGUCCCCAUGGUGGUGGCAGACUCCAGAACAGAGAGAGAUAACAAAGAUGCUGGCGAAGGGCGGGCCGGAGCCGUAUGUCGUGUUCGACCCCUAUCCGUGUCAGUCUUCAACCCGGGAGAUGACACAAGCGGGUGGAACAGAAACAACGCUGGAGGUGAACCCAGCAGAUGCAAAGAACCGGAGGAAGAACAAGAAGAAGGACAAGAAGGAGAGGCAUCUUGGAGCGGCUGGUGAGCUACUGCAACCCGGGCCCGGCAGAACGGGCCAGGAAUCCACUCAGGAGGCGGCCACGAGCAGUCAGCAAGCCGGGACCCCGGUAGCAGGUGGGCAAGAUCCAGACCAGUGCUCCCCCUCCUCCUCGCUGUUCCCCUCACCACUGCCUGCUGUUCCCGCAAGCUCUGAGACUCGCCCGCAUGUCAGAAAACACAAGAAGAAGAGAAAAAGUACUCAAACUCAAACCCCCUCUAAUUUCCCUGCCAAAAUGUCUAGAGGAACUCAGACUGAACCAGAGGGACCUGUAGGAAAUCCUGUUCCUACACCGGUCCCAAACUCCGAGGUAUCAAUGGAUGCCCCCGUCCCGAUGGACACCCCUGUCCCUGUGCCAAUCCCUGACUCUCAGGCAACAGAGGAGUCAGCCUUCAAGAUCUACCAGUUUGGUCAGGUGGGGGACAGACACAAGAAAACUAGGGUUCACCCGCGUGCAACUGGUGACCCGGCCAUGUGGAAAUAUUUCACACACGUGAAACUGGGACAGUUCUGCCACAAUUGGACGAUAGAACCUUCCACAGAAAAUAUGGAUUACUUUAUCAAGAAUUCUACUCAUCUGAAGACGGUGACCUCUGAUUUCCCAGAUGGAGACGGAGAGUGCAUUCCUGUCGAUAAACACUGGCAUGUGUUUACCGCAACCAGCAACAGGUUCCUGAUCCUGACGAACCGUGAUCAGGACCCCUUGGUCAUCAUUCUGGACUAUAAUAAACUUUGAACACUGAUAGUUUUCGUGUUUUCAUGGGAGGAUGUUGUCCGCGAGGCCAGAUGAAAACUCAAAAACAAAGAAAUAGCAGAAUCCAUGUCAUUUCUUGCUUUACAACAUAUAUAGCGUUGUCAGUAUUAACAAGAUAACCAUAUAAUCACUUAGAUAGAUGUGUUUUGAAAAGCAAACUAUAUCAUUGCUUAGUGUGUGUGUUGAA